AUGAGAACUGAAGUCCUCAAAGAUCACGUCCAAGCCACACAGGAAGGACCAGUUGUUUACGUUUCAUCAUCAUGGAAUGAACUCGAUGAAGGACUCAAGCAACGUGUUAAGGAAGAAGCUCACAAGUUCUUCUACGAGAGAUUGACAAAUCUUUGGGUACAAAAGGCUCAACCAAAGCUCAGUGUUCUCAUGAAUGCAACAAAGAUGCACAUCUGUGGUGAAGAUCUUGGUCAAAUCGCAGCAGGUAUCAUGAGAGCUAUUGAUGAAUCAGCCAUCCUUUCUCUUCAUGUCCAGAGAAUGUCAUAG
This is a messenger RNA of Trichomonas vaginalis G3, 306 nucleotides long. Its product is annotated as heteropolysaccharide binding. The coding region runs from base 1 to 306 and encodes 101 amino acids. Gene Ontology annotation, molecular function: 4-alpha-glucanotransferase activity. Gene Ontology annotation, biological process: carbohydrate metabolic process. The record is from RefSeq and is a predicted model, not a curated record. The transcript has a single exon. Lineage: Eukaryota; Parabasalia; Trichomonadida; Trichomonadidae.